AAGUGCGUGCCGCCGUUAGUGUUCUGGUAACUCGGGGCGGGGAGAAGAUGGCGCUUCGGCUGCUGGUGGCGGUGAAGCGGGUCAUUGACUAUGCGGUGAAGAUCCGUGUGAAGCCCGACCACUCUGGGGUGGUGACAGAAGGAGUCAAACACUCAAUGAACCCGUUCUGUGAGAUUGCGGUGGAGGAAGCUGUCAGGAUGAAAGAGAAGAAACAAGCGGCUGAGCUGAUCGUUGUGAGCUGUGGCCCAAUGCAGUGUCAGGAAACCCUGCGGACAGCCCUGGCUAUGGGAGCAGACCGGGGGAUCCAUGUGGAGGUGACGGGUCAGGAUUACGAGUGCCUGGGGCCCCUCCAGGUCUCCAAAGUGGUGGCAGCUCUGGCGAAGAAGGAGAAGGUGGACCUCAUUCUGAUGGGCAAGCAGGCAAUCGAUGAUGACUGUAACCAGACUGGCCAGAUGACAGCCGCUCUCCUCGAUUGGCCACAGGGCACAUUUGCAUCGGAGGUGAAGGUGGAGGAUGGGCAACUGGAGGUGGUGAGGGAGGUGGAUGGGGGACUGGAGACAGUGUCCCUCCAGCUGCCUGCUGUGCUCACGUCAGACCUCCGACUCAAUGAGCCGAGAUACGCCACACUGCCCAACAUCAUGAAAGCCAAGAAGAAGAAAAUCGACAAGCUGACUCUGCAGGAACUGGGUGUGGGGACUGCAGGGAAGCUGGAGACUCUCAGCAUCGAGGAGCCCCCACAACGAACAGCCGGUGCCAAGGUAGAGUCCGUGGAACAACUCAUCGAGAAGCUCAGGGAGCUCGGCCGGAUAUAAGGACUCUGAUCAGUUAUUUGGGAAACCCAAAACUCACUGCUGUGACAUGGAUCCUCCCUCUGUGGAACAAUCCCAACGGCCUGACACCCUGCUGCAGCUGCAUUAAUCCUGGAUAAUUGUGAAGUGUGACCUGGGAAAUGUCACAAGAUGAACUUUAAUAAAUAUAAUUUCUACAUAA
Messenger RNA from Mobula hypostoma (lesser devil ray), 990 nucleotides. It is a transcript of the gene etfb, whose product is annotated as electron transfer flavoprotein subunit beta. Gene Ontology annotation, biological process: fatty acid beta-oxidation using acyl-CoA dehydrogenase; amino acid catabolic process. The record is from RefSeq and is a predicted model, not a curated record. The coding region runs from base 48 to 812 and encodes 254 amino acids. The transcript has 7 exons. Gene Ontology annotation, cellular component: mitochondrion. Gene Ontology annotation, molecular function: electron transfer activity. Lineage: Eukaryota; Metazoa; Chordata; Chondrichthyes; Myliobatiformes; Myliobatidae.